Messenger RNA from Plasmodium gallinaceum, 834 nucleotides. RefSeq names its product conserved Plasmodium protein, unknown function. Bases 1 to 834 code for a protein of 277 amino acids. Lineage: Eukaryota; Apicomplexa; Aconoidasida; Haemosporida; Plasmodiidae. The transcript has a single exon. The record is from RefSeq and is a predicted model, not a curated record.
AUGAAUAACACUAAUGAGCACACAAGUGAAAGUAAUUAUACACCUAAUUAUAAGUGCAAUGAUUUAUCUGAAGUAAGUUCUUACAAAGAUGAAAAUGUAAGAGUUUUAAGUAAGGAAAUGAUCAUUGAUAAAUAUAAUAUAAAACUUAAUAAUGAUAAAAAAUAUGACAUAAAAAAUAGAAUAUUAGAUAAUGAGGAAAUAAUAUCAGAUAAAAUAAAAAAUAUAAAUAAUAAAAAAAAUAGCAUAGAUUUUGAAUCGUUAAACGAAAGUAUUUUUAAUAUAAACAUUAAUUUAAAUGAAAAAGAUGAAGAAUAUGAAUCUAAAGAAGAUAAUAAUGAAGUAGAUGAACAAUAUGAAGAUAAAGAAGAUAAUGAUGAAGUAGAUGAAGAAUAUGAAAAUGAUAACGAAAGCAAAGAUAAAAAUGAGGAAGAAACAAAAAAUAAAAGAAAUGAUAAAAACGAUUACAUAAAAAAAAGGGAAGACAUUAAAAAGGAAAAAAUAAAAAAUUCUAAUAACUAUAAUAAUAAUGAGUAUUCUUCAUAUAAUAGCUUAGAUGAAGUAAAUCAAAUUUUAAAAAUAAAAAAUAGAAAUAUAUUGGAAAAAAAAAACAGAUAUACAUACAUUUUACAACAUAAAAAAAGAAUUAGAGACAAAAAAAAAGAAAAAAUAAACAUAGAAAAAAUAAAUAACCAUCUAAAAUCAAAUUACUUAAAAAUAAAUAAAACCUCAAAAGAAAAUGUUAAAAGAGCUAGUGUAGCUACUAUAAUGUUAGAAAAAUUUUCUAAUAGCGAUACAGAAUAUAGUGAUGAUAAUUCAUAUGAUUCUAAAAAUUAG